AUGAGAAGACUAGCACUCGUUUCCAUGGCUAUGGGCGCCGCGUUGGCGGCCUGGACGAUGGUCGGCGCGGCGCAGGCUGCCGACCCGAUGUGCGAACCCGACGAGGUCGCAGAGAAGUAUCCCGAUAUCGCGGGCAAGACCUUGAAGAUCGGCGCGGAUCCGCAGACCCCGCCUUACGUGUUCCGCGAUGGCGAAAUUUCGACAACGUGA
Geodia barretti is the source of this 210-nucleotide messenger RNA. The record is from the annotation of a GenBank genome assembly. NCBI's taxonomy places the organism in Eukaryota, Metazoa, Porifera, Demospongiae, Tetractinellida, Geodiidae.